GAGUCAUUUCAUCACUAGACUCAUCACUAGACCGUCAAACAUUUUUCAUUUUCUUAUCUUCUCUGGCAAAAUUGUCUCGGUAUAAAUUCCCAAUUGGAGUUUCUUCUUUGCUGAUUGUCAUUUGGAUUACUUACAUACCUAUCUACUCGUACGUAUAUAUAUAUAUAUAUAUAAAUAGAUAUUCAAUUUCUUCUCCUCUAUAUAUAUCUUUCACUCCUUCAUUCCUUCUCUCCUCUCCAAAUAAAAUCGACACACCAACCACGCCCACAUACACACACCCAGCCAUCACUCCAAAAUGCCCAUAACCCUCCACUUCGUCCGCCACGCACAAGGUUUCCACAACCUCUGCACCGCCAACCACACUCUGCCGGACCCUCUCCUCACCGAGCUCGGAAAAACCCAAUGCACAACCCUCUCCCAGAGCUUUCCCUCCCCCCAAAAAAUAACCCACAUUGUCGCCUCCCCCCUCCGCCGCACCCUCUACACCGCGCUCUAUUCCUUCCCCAGCGCCAUCGCCCGCGGAAUCCAAGUCAUCGCGCUCCCCGAAAUCCAAGAAACAUCCACGCUUCCCUGCGAUACGGGAUCUGCGCCCGCGGCGCUCGCGGAGGAGUUCGCCGGGAGUGUCGAUUUGGGAUUGGUGCAUGAGGGAUGGAAUAGCAAGAGUGGGAGGUGGGCGUCUAAUGCGCCGGCGAUUGAGAAGCGCGCGCGAGAAGCUCGCGUUUGGCUGAGGGAUUUGGGGAUGCGGGCUCAGGAGGAGGGGGUAGAAGAUGUGAAUAUUGUGGUUGUGACGCAUGGAGGCUUUUUGCAUUAUUUUACCGAGGACUGGGAAGAUUCCUCCCUCUUCGUCGGAACCGGCUGGACCAAUACCGAAUUCCGCUCGUAUCAAUUCCGGGCCGCUGACUCCAGCGACCCCAAUGCCGCAGUGCAAGAAACGAAAGAAAGUCGAGAAAGAAGAAAGGGAACCGAGAAGCCCCUGACGGAAGAUGAACAGAGGAAUUUGAGAGCGGUAGCGGAGAGUGGAUGGCAGCAAGAUGGAUUUCAACAGAAGGUGAUGAGUGAGGAGGGGAGGGAAGUCGAGGUUGCUGCGUAGGGGAGUGUGGUGAUAUAGAUCCGAUAGAGAGAGUGAGAUAAAGAUAAAAGGUGGAAUUCCAGGAACUAGACUUUUACAUAGGUUGUAGAUUGGACAGAGAUUUUGAAUAGAUUAGAUAGACUUGGGUAGAUAAAGAUGGAUAUUUAGUAGAUAGAUAGGUUCGCAUACUAGAAAGCAAUCAUAGAAUUCA
Botrytis cinerea B05.10 is the source of this 1280-nucleotide messenger RNA. RefSeq lists its product as hypothetical. Gene Ontology annotation, molecular function: phosphatase activity. Gene Ontology annotation, cellular component: cytoplasm. The record is from RefSeq and is a predicted model, not a curated record. Lineage: Eukaryota; Fungi; Ascomycota; Leotiomycetes; Helotiales; Sclerotiniaceae. Bases 296 to 1090 code for a protein of 264 amino acids. The transcript has 2 exons.